UGCAGCGUUUUCUUCCCUCACAAAGACACCAAGCUCCAAGUUGCAACAGAUUUUUGGGGAACUCAAAACAAAGGGCUGUUACAAUCUCAAUAACAGAACUUAAUCUGAAACUGAAAUGUUUCCCACAUCUGUUAAUACAUCCAUCCAGCACUUUAAGUUUUGUUGUUGCCAGGAUUAUGCAAAAGCUGGGGAGUGACACAAGGAAGAAUGAACUCAACAACUUUUGGUGCAAAGUGGACAGAGCCAGGAGUUUUCUUUUCACUUUGCAUGACAGUGGGUUUUCAACAUUCUCAUUGAUUUCUCCGAGAAUAAUUCAUGGAUCUCAAAAAGACUAGGCAUGACUAAUAUUUAUGAGUGUUUUCAAUUUUGUGCAGAUCCAAAUAAAAAAAAAAAUCUAGUGGUAUCAAUUGGGGACUGUUGGGCCUUGGCAGAAGUAUGAACACUAUUCAGUGCCAUUUUAGUAUUUAAUCGUAUCUAUUGUACAUGCAUUUUGUUUAUAUAUUAUCCUCAUUUAUAUAAUAAAUCAUAAUGAAUAUUAUCUUGUGAUUAAUUAAGACUCAUGAGAUGCAAUUAUCGAUAUGCCAGAUAACAAUAUUUAUUUAUAUUGGACUUGAGGCUAAGAAAAGAUAAAAUGCACUUUUUGUACAAUGUGCUACUUUAAAGAGUGACGCCAUAUUGCAGAGAAUAUAAACACAACUGCUGAACUUUACCUUUUCAGGGGCAUUUUGUAUUCUUCAUCACUUACACCGAUGCAAAUUGCCUUGCCAUAUAUUGAUUAUCGGUAAAAUCGCUGUAUCAUGAUGUUAUUGUUAUCGUGAGCCACAGCACAUCUUUAGUUACCCUGUGAUUCCCACCCCUAAUUCUUAUUAGAAUUUUGUUUUACAUGUAUAUAGAUAUUUCCACUUUUUAAAUAAAGUUUUGAUUUUCUUACUCACUAAUUGAUUGUUUUUCUUAUGAAGAAAUACACAGUAGGCACUUGUUUUAAAUCUUUGGGUGUUUUCGUUUCCAAGCAUGACGGAGGGGAAAGUAGGACACAGUGGACAUUUCACUGGACACGGUGAGGUGGCUUCCUGCCGGGGGUAGGACGCCUCUGCGGAUGGACUCGGUGUCAGAGGCGGAGAAGCAGGGCGCCUGAGCGGGCUCCCUGCGGCUGGAGUCCGCUGCGUUUCCCCCCAUCGAGCAUCAAGCAUGAGCCAAACCAGAGGGACGUCAAAGCGAGCGGACAAAGUUACACCGGUGAGUGUCUCCUUUUUCUUUUUCAACUCCGAACGCUCAGCGCGGGCACAGGCGCUUAAACACGAAACUUUACGCACACGUGCAUGUGCGGUUUUGAGAAGUGUCUCGGUGUCCCCGGCUCUGGUGCCUUUCCCCCCAGACAGCCCGAUUGGACGCGGUUGGCUGUCUGUGGGGUUCUGUGCGUUCCUCCGCUUAUUUGUAACCCAGCAACUGUCCCGCUGAAUGCCCAGGAGAACAAAUCCCAUUAAUGACACCAGUAUUGAAUCCGUGGAGAACUGGGCUCGGGACCCCGCGGAGGCAGAGUCGCCGCGCGGAGCUCUACCGGCAGGACAAGUGUUUGAUUCCGCCGGGAUUCGAGCGGAUUCUGUAACAAAACUCAAAGUUGUGACCGGAAGCACCAGUUGAGCUGCUGUGUCACCGGCUCCUCUCUCUCUCUCUUCAGGUAUGGAUUUGGACACGCGCAGCUCUCCUCUGCGCAGGCGCACCGACGCGUCUCCUCCUUCUACCUGAGGGCAGCGCACCUUGAGCCAACGAGACGGAAGUUUCGUGAGGAGCAAGAAAACAGCAAAUCCCGGUUCCUCGCGUGUGACUGGCUCCACGGGAAAGUUCGCUAUAGGAGUUCAACAAGGAUCUGACAAGAGGAUCUCCGGUCCGAGCAGGAUGCGGUGAGCCGGAUCCCACGGGAACAACUGAAAGGUCUUUCCCAACCUUAACUCUCUGCACUCCUCCUGCGCCUCAUGCUGCAGUCCAAAGGCAGCCUGGUCUCCACUGAAGAAGAAUGACAGCUCUCCGCAGAGUUCUCCGCAGGAGGUUGCACCCCCUCAAACUGGUGGCGGUGGCCCUCGUCUUUGUCACGUUUGUGUUCCUCAUACAAUGGGAAGUGGGGAGCCAGAACCAACAGGAGGAGCCCUGGCUGAGGGAGAUCGCGGUGAAGCGGGAUGCCAUGCUGGGCAUGGUGAUGGGGGCUGUCAAUAACUUCAGGGAUGCCAUCCCAAAGAUGCAGAUCCGAGCCCCGGUGCGUCAGCAGGACAGAGCAGACGACACGUCCUGUCUGCCGGGUCGCUACACUGCGGCCGAGCUCAGGCCGGCCCUGGAGCGGCCUCCUCAGAACCCCCUCUCCCCCGGAGCUGCCGGGAAACCUUUCCACACAGACUCGCUGAGCCCCGAGGAGCAGAAGGAGAAGGAGAGGGGUGAGGAGAAACACUGCUUCAACCUGUACGCCAGUGACCGCAUCUCGUUGGGCAGAGACCUGGGAGCAGACACCAGACCACCUGAAUGCAUUGAGCAGACCUUCAAGCGCUGCCCCCCCCUGCCAACCACCAGUGUGAUAAUCGUGUUUCACAAUGAGGCCUGGAGCACUCUGUUGAGGACAGUGUACAGUGUCCUGCACACCUCGCCGGCCAUUCUCCUCAAGGAGAUCAUCCUUGUGGACGACGCCAGCGUGGACGAUGCGUUGAAGGACGAGCUGGACGAGUAUCUGAAGCGGCUGAGCAUUGUGAAAGUUGUGCGACAGCGAGAGAGGAAAGGUCUCAUCACCGCUCGGCUGCUGGGUGCCGCCGUGGCCACGGGUGACACGCUCACCUUCCUGGACGCCCACUGUGAAUGCUUUAACGGGUGGCUGGAGCCGCUGCUGGCAAGGAUAGCAGAGAACUCCACCGCAGUGGUCAGUCCCGAUAUCACGACCAUCGACCUCAACACCUUUGAGUUCAUGAAGCCGUCGCCAUACGGCCAGAACCACAACCGGGGAAACUUUGACUGGGGCCUGGCGUUUGGUUGGGAGAGUCUUCCAGAUCAUGAGAAGAAGAGGAGGAAGGAUGAAACAUACCCCAUCAAGACUCCCACGUUCGCUGGCGGGCUCUUCUCCAUCUCCAAACAAUAUUUCUACGAUAUCGGAAGCUAUGAUGAAGAAAUGGAAAUCUGGGGCGGGGAGAAUAUUGAAAUGUCAUUUAGGGUGUGGCAGUGCGGCGGACAGCUGGAGAUCCUGCCUUGCUCCAUCGUGGGUCACGUGUUCCGCACCAAGAGCCCCCACACCUUCCCCAAGGGCACGCAGGUCAUUGCUCGCAACCAGGUCCGUCUGGCCGAGGUGUGGAUGGACGACUACAAGGAGAUCUUCUACCGUCGCAACCAGCAAGCCGCGCAGAUAGCGAGAGAUAAGACAUUUGGAGACACCUCCAAACGUGUGGACCUCCGGGCGCGGCUGCAGUGCAACAGCUUCUCCUGGUAUUUGAAGAACGUUUAUCCGGAGGUCUUCUUGCCUGAUCUCAACCCAAUUCGCUUUGGCUCUGUGAAAAGUGUGGGCAAAGACUCAUGUCUGGAUGCUGGCGAGAACAAUGAGGGGGGGAAAGAGCUGAUCAUGUACCCAUGUCAUGGACAAGGAGGGAACCAGUAUUUUGAAUACUCCACACAUCAGGAGAUUAGACACAACAUUCAGAAGGAGCUGUGUUUGCACGGGGCCAGCGGGGCAUUGAAGCUGGAGGACUGCCAGUAUAAAGGCAGGAACACACUUGUAGGACUGGAGCAAAAAUGGGUACUGAAGGAUAACCAGUUAUUCUUCAUCCCGGGACUGAACCUGUGUCUGAGUGCCCGUCAUGAGCAUCCUUCUCUCACCCAGUGCAACCCCUCAGACAGAUACCAGCUCUGGUCCUUUGUCUAAGUGUGCGAACUGCCAUUUUACAAGUAGCUACUCCAUAUGCAUAAGGCAAACAGAAUACUAAACUAUGCAGUUAUAAUGCAAGUUUUUUUUUUUUAGAUCAAUGACAUUGAGUUUUUAAUUUAUUUUUAUACAUCGAAGAACUGAACUGCUGCUGCUGGAGAGUUUGAACUUUGGGAGAAAUCCAGUGUUUCUCUGCUGGAAGGAAAAGCAUUGAAAUGAUAUAAGCCCCAGACAGACUGUGAACUGACAUUCAUAGAGCAAUGAAGAUUGUGUUUGAGAUGCUUUCACUUCUCCGAGUCUUCUCAGCCGUGCAGUAUUAGGUAGGUAAGACAACACUGAAUAUUUUCUUCAUGUUCAUAAUUUUCUUCAUGAACAUGAAACUGACACAAGACGCACAGCAGGUCGUGAACAUUGUAAACCCGAAUGGCUCGGUAGAGCACAUACCUCCACCAAGGCCCCCACAAUUAAUUCCACUAGAAGUAGAUUUUUUUUUAAUUUGGAUCUGUACCAAAUUGCACACACUCAUAAAUAUCAGUCCCCUAAACGUAUCAAGAUUUUUGACAGAUGUUUGACAAAAAUCUUUUAAAACAUCCUAUCGCACUAAAGAAGAUUGGGGGGG
Platichthys flesus (European flounder) is the source of this 4508-nucleotide messenger RNA. RefSeq names its product UDP-N-acetyl-alpha-D-galactosamine:polypeptide N-acetylgalactosaminyltransferase 3 (GalNAc-T3) (gene galnt3). Gene Ontology annotation, cellular component: Golgi apparatus. The record is from RefSeq and is a predicted model, not a curated record. The coding region runs from base 2015 to 3889 and encodes 624 amino acids. Lineage: Eukaryota; Metazoa; Chordata; Actinopteri; Pleuronectiformes; Pleuronectidae. The transcript is spliced from 11 exons.